AAAUAUAGAGAGAAAAGAAAACUCGAAAAGAAAUGAAAAGAUCAAAGAAUAGAAAUGAAGAAGGCGAGGAAAAAUGGGUCAAAUGACGAAAGGAGAAGUCAAUCAUCUUUGCUUUAAUUUUGAAUUUUCCACAGAUUUCGGAAUCUGAACUCUGAAGCUACAUUUUUGUGGUGGCCUUUUCUGGUUAUUUCUCUCCCUCUCUCCUCAGAGAGAGAAAGUGGUGCAAACAUGGCGGAUUUGAGGAGCGAUAGCGAGAGUAAGACUGAACAGAGGCGAGUUGGGUUGUUAUACGAUGAGCGAAUGUGUAAGCAUCACACUCCUGACCACGAAGACCAUCCCGAAAACCCGAAUCGCAUCAAAGCCACUUGGAAGAAACUGCACACCGCCGGUAUACCUCAAAGAUGUGUUCUUUUGAAUGCCAAAGAAGUAGAAGAUAAGCAUGUUUUGUUAGUUCACUCCCAAAAUCAUUUGAAAUUGAUAAAGAAUAUAAGUUCGAAACAAUUCGAUUCGCGAAGAGCAAGGACUGCAUCAAGAUAUAACUCCAUUUAUUUCAAUGAUGGAUCAUCUGAAGCUGCGUCUCUUGCUGCAGGCUCUGUUAUAGAGGUUACUGAACGAGUUGCCAAAGGAGAAUUAAAUUCUGGUGUUGCUAUUGUUAGGCCUCCAGGACAUCAUGCUGAACAUGAUGAACCAAUGGGUUUUUGUCUUUACAAUAACGUGGCUAUUGCAACAAAAUUUCUAUUGAAUGAAAAACCAGAACUGGGUAUUGAAAGAGUUUUGAUUGUUGAUUGGGAUGUCCAUCAUGGUAAUGGUACUCAAAAGAUGUUCUGGGAGGAUCCACGUGUAUUAUUUUUCUCUGUUCAUAGGCAUGAGUUUGGAAGCUUUUAUCCAGCUAAUGAUGACGGUUUUUACACAAUGGUUGGCGAAGGACCAGGUGCUGGAUAUAAUAUAAAUGUCCCUUGGGAGAAUGGUCAAUGUGGGGAUGCUGAUUACCUUGCAGUUUGGGAUCAUAUUUUGAUUCCUGUUGCUAAGGAAUUUAACCCUGACAUAAUUAUAGUCUCUGCCGGGUUUGAUGCAGCUGUCAAUGAUCCCCUUGGAGGUUGUUGUGUCACGCCAUCCGGAUACUCAAUCAUGCUGAAGAAGUUGAUGGAUUUUGCCCACGGGAAAGUUGUGUUGGCUUUAGAAGGAGGUUACAAUCUUGAGUCUAUAGCAAAUUCAACGCUUGCUUGUGUUGAAGUUCUGCUCGAAGAUAAACUUGUUGUUGGAUCUGCAGAAGUGUACCCAUUUGAUUCUACUUGGCAUGUAAUAGAAGCGGUUCGCCAAGAAUUAAGUCCUUUCUGGCCUACACUUGCAGGGGAGCUACCAAAGAAAUUAACCAAUCAAAAAGCACCUCUAAUACCAUAUGUUCCAUCUUCAAGCUCUGAUUCUGAAGUGGAGGACAAUGAAAAUCCAAAUGUAUCAAAAAAUUUGGCAGACCUUCUUCAUGGCAUUGUGGAACCUCUUUCAAAGUUGACAAUCGAUGCAGAUCAAGUGUCAAGCAAUUCUGACAACUGGAGAUCAGAUCUUUCAAAAUUUGAUAUCUGGUAUGCCUCUUUCGGAUCAAAUAUGUGGCAACCAAGAUUCAAGUGCUAUAUUGAGGGUGGACAGGUUGAAGGUAUGGCAAAGCCAUGUUCCGGUGCAGUAGACAAAACACUACCAAAGGAGAUUUUAUGGAAGACUUUCCGUCAUCGAUUAUUCUUUGGUCGUGAUUUUUCACAAACUUGGGGUCCUGGAGGGGUUGCUUUUGUUAGUCCAGGAAGCAGCAUCCAAGAAGUUUACAUGUGCUUGUACAAAAUUACACUCGAGCAGUUCAAUGAUGUUUUGGUUCAGGAAAAUACCAUAGGUGCACCAAUCAGUUCCCCAUUGAUUGAUUUGACCGCUUUGAACUCCUUCACCAAUGAAGUGUCCAAUUCUCUGGAGGUUAACUUGGAGAGUGGUUGGUAUCGUAGAGUCAUGUAUUUGGGAAAGGAUCACGGUAUUCCUAUACUCAGUAUGACGUGUAAACAAUCAGAAUUUGAGGGCUUUAAAUCUGGAGAGCUUACGCUACGAGCUCCAGCUGAGGAAUAUGCCAAAACAUUGGUACGAGGCUUGGUAGAAGGAAAGCAACUUUCAGAAGCUGGGGCUAUGGCAUACAUAGAAAAAAGUUAUACUAGACCACUAUAACUGCCUAGUCGUAUUUUUCAUCUCUUGUAUAUUUAUGUAAAAUUCUAUUUUUUCUAAUGUUAUUGCAAUCAUGAGAAGCUGUUAUUAUUGGUUCUGAAGGUAGAAUCUUGUGGCUCUAGUAUCUUAAGAAACUUAUGUGCAUUUUAUUAUUUUAGUGGGCAUUGGGGAUUGGAUUGCUAGUAGUUUAAGAGGUAUGACUUUAACUUCCUUUUCUUGUAAUUUAGAUACCAUUUUAUGAGAACAAGAUGUGGUUGACGCACCUUGUACAAAUGUCAAUUCCCUCUCUAUGGGUUCGGUGAGGAUUUCUUUUCUAAGUUGGGAACGAGAUUGAGAAAAGAAUACUCGAAUAAUGUUUAAUGGAACUAGGUUGGGGAUGACACUUUAGCUUA
This is a messenger RNA of Humulus lupulus (European hop), 2588 nucleotides long. RefSeq names its product histone deacetylase 5. The record is from RefSeq and is a predicted model, not a curated record. Gene Ontology annotation, cellular component: histone deacetylase complex. NCBI's taxonomy places the organism in Eukaryota, Viridiplantae, Streptophyta, Magnoliopsida, Rosales, Cannabaceae. Gene Ontology annotation, biological process: chromatin organization. The coding region runs from base 229 to 2199 and encodes 656 amino acids. The transcript is spliced from 14 exons. Gene Ontology annotation, molecular function: histone deacetylase activity.